AUGCUUUCUCUGUCUUUACUUGCUCUACUUGGCGUCGUCCAAGGUGCCAGGACUGGCCUCCCACCACCCGGAGAUCCAUUCAUUGACCCAUACAAUGAUCCGUACAAUCCGUUGAGGUACAUCCCCUCAAAUGUCUUGACGGGUGUGAGCUUCGGACUGUACUUCAUCACUGCUACAGCUCUCGCGCUGUGUAUGAGAAAAUGGGGAGCCAAGUGGAUGUUAUGUCUUGUUAUUGGGUCUUAUACCUUUUCGGUGGGCUUAGCACUAAGGUUUGGACUGGCAAAAAAUCCCCAUUCAAAGGGAAUCUACAUUGCGGAAUACCUUUUCGUUGUCUUGUCGCCGUGCGCUUUCCUAGCAGCGGAUUACAUUCUUCUUGGACGGCUUGUUACCCAUUUGAAUGCGGGCCAGUACCUGUUUAUUCGCCCUGACCGAGUCAUGAAGAUAUUCUUGGCCUCCGAUGUGUUUAGUUUUGCCGUUCAGGCAUGUGGAGGUGGCAUGUCAACCACCAACGACCCAGACAAACUCCGUAUCGGGCAAAAGCUCUUCUUAACAGGUCUCGCGCUGCAAUUAGCUUCGUUUGCACUCUUCAGCGCACUCUAUAUCGUUUUUCUCAUUCGCGUUUACAAGUCUGCCCCGGAGAUAUGGCAUCACGACCCUCCUGUCCCCUGGUACAGCAAUUGGAAAACCUUGGCGGCUGCACUCGCAUUGAGCUGCGUUGGCAUUUUGAUCCGAUCGGUGUUCCGCACCAUUGAGCUGUCUGAAGGUUUCCGAGGACACCUGGCUACGACCGAAUCGUUGUUCUAUGGACUGGAUACGUACCCAUUGUUUGUUGCUGUUGCCAUAUACGUACCAUUCUGGCCUGGGCGUUUUAUCACCCGACCCGACGGUGAAGCUACCAGGAGAGGUUCUCCGGUUGAGGAAAAAGCAUAA
Molecule: messenger RNA, 930 nt
Organism: Rhizoctonia solani
Lineage: Eukaryota; Fungi; Basidiomycota; Agaricomycetes; Cantharellales; Ceratobasidiaceae
Product: RTA1-like protein
Exons: 8
Coding region: 1-930 (309 amino acids)
Cellular component (GO): plasma membrane; fungal-type vacuole
Source: RefSeq, a predicted model, not a curated record